Molecule: messenger RNA, 1812 nt
Organism: Aspergillus nidulans FGSC A4
Lineage: Eukaryota; Fungi; Ascomycota; Eurotiomycetes; Eurotiales; Aspergillaceae
Product: putative phosphatidylinositol-3,4,5-trisphosphate 3-phosphatase
Exons: 4
Coding region: 1-1812 (603 amino acids)
Cellular component (GO): cytoplasm
Molecular function (GO): hydrolase activity; phosphoprotein phosphatase activity; protein tyrosine phosphatase activity
Source: RefSeq, a predicted model, not a curated record
AUGAGCCACAUCAGCUGUCUCUCCUAUACUCUACUGCAGACAAUGCAUCAAUAUAAUUUAUUUGCAUGGGACGAGCCUAUAUGUACCCCGUAUAUUGUAACUAUACAAUGCGCCCCCAAUGACAUCAGUGUCUUGGCGCCCGUUGACCAUCGUGAAGGACGAGCCGAACGCGUCUUUAGAGGCAAGCACGUACAGAUAGUGAUCCUUUGUACAGACUCGCCUCGCCCUAAUCCCCUAAUCCUACUUCCAGCCUCAAUUUUGCGACAGCUUGUAGCUGGACCGCGACUUCAACAUCCAGAGACAGGUCUAGAUCUUUGCUAUGUCGCCGAUAACAGUGAGCCAAGCCCCAUCUCUACCCUAUCCAACGCUGCUCGAUACCUCCCUGGCCGGUUUAUCCUGACACCGCUAAAGCAACUUGUCAAUUUCCUCGACAGUAAACAUGGCGCCGACUGGUGCAUCUGGGAGUUCCGUGCCGAGGGCACUGGAUACCCUGACUCGGAGGUCUACGGACGAAUCCACCAUUUCCCGUUCCCGGAUCACCACCCGCCGCCAUUUGCGCUGAUUCCGAAGGUCAUGGCUAGCAUGCGAAACUGGUUGCAGCGGUUGGAUGGGUCGGGAGCGGACGGACAGGAGAAUCAGAGGAAGGGGCAACGGGUUGCAGUCGUGCAUUGCAAAGCUGGUAAAGGGCGCAGCGGGACAAUGGCGUGCUCGUACCUGAUUAGCCAGGAGGGGUGGAAGAUGGAGGAUGCGUUGCAACGGUUCACGGAGCGCCGGAUGAGAGUAGGAUUCGGGUCUGGCGUCAGUAUACCCAGUCAGCUCAGAUGGGUACGGUACGUUGAGCGGCCGGUUGAGAUUCUUGAGAUUCAUGUUUGGGGUCUACGGGAUGGAGUCAAGGUCGUGGUGGAGGGCUUCGUGGAGGAAGGACAGAAGAUUAAGCAGUUUCACCUGUUUCGAAAGGAUGAACGGACGGUCAUGUCAGAUAGUACCUUGCAGUCUCAGUCGUCCCAACGGUCGUCCAACACAACUAGCGAAGACGACGAAGACAACAAAGUCAGCAGUAACAACGACAAUAACAGCAAGAUCAACCCCAAACAGAAACUCAACGCAACGAAACUCUCCGGCACCAGCAAUCAGGUGCAGGAGCAACAACCCAUCUCCGCCACUGAAUCUGACUCUUCCCUCCUUUCGACCACGACACCCGCCUCCAAUUCGGCUUCAACAACCCCUACAACAACAACCACCUCUCAACCGCCACAGAAACACACCCAUGCCGUUUUCCUUCGCCCUUCCUCACCCCUCAUCCUCCCCUCUCCCGACAUAAAUAUCGACUUUGAGCGCCGGAGCAAAGCAGCCUCCUACACCGGCCUGGCUAUGGUGACCUCAAUAGCGCACGUCUGGUUCAACCCGUACUUUGAGGGCGGGGAUAAAUACGACUCCGGCGUCUUUGAAAUCGACUGGGAUGCUAUGGACGGUAUCAAGGGAACUUCUAGGAAGGGCAUUAAGGCGCUGGAUCGGCUGAAGGUUGUGUGGCGGUAUGCGGAUGAUGAUACGACGGAGGUUCAAAAUACGCAUGCGCAGAAGAGGCCGGUCUCUAGGGGCGUAAUCACGGAGCCGAAGCCUGGAGAGCCGAUUCCUGAGACUAGGGUGAAGGAUUGGAGAUUGAAGGAUAGUCAUCAUGGGGGUGGAGAUGAAACCGCAGAGGACAAAGUUGAUGUUGAUAGUAGUAGCAGUAAUGAUGAGGGUAGUGUUGGGACAGCGAGCGAGAAAGAGAAGGAAAAUGUUCCCAUGGCGGGUGGAAAGUCCGGAGGGUAG